AUGUCAUGCCUUGCGUCCGGCACGCCCUUGCACCACUACAUGAGGUCCCUGCGAAGGCAGCCGGAUCCUGGCGGUGGCAGUGGCACGCUGCGUCGAUUCCCCAUGUUCACGGUGCCCUUCAAGGUGCUGAUGAAGAUGACGAAGGUCGAAGCACACGAAGUUCUCAAAGAGCGGGGGGAGCUAGUGGAGUUCAAGCAGAGCAUGGGCCAGGCUGCCUUUGUCUCACACCAGUGGGUCUCUGUGCAUCAUCCAGAUCCAGAGUUCAAGCAGAUGCGCGUCUUGCAAGAAGCUCUAAGCCAUGUCCUUGAUGAUUUGACGUACAUUCCCUUGGACAGCACGUCAGAGACGGCUGUCCCUGGUGCCAAGCCAUUGCACGUGAAAGAGCUCCGGUCACAGCCCCUGUUCUUCUGGUAUGACUAUUUCUCGUGCCCUCAGCUGCACAUCAACAGGCAGCACCUCCUGAAUGCAAUUGACAGCAUCUCUGAGUACGUGGCAGACAGUAGAUUUUUCUUGGCUCUCUGUCCCACCGUGGUAGAUACAAAUGGAUCCCGGGUGCUAACACGUAAAACGUGGCUGCACAGGGGCUGGUGUAGAACGGAAAAAGCUUGCCGGGAGUUGUCUGAAAAGGAGUCUUGGAUCAUGAUAAAGAGCUCCAGGAACAUCGAGCUGAAAAUUAUUGGUGGGUUAGCAGAGCUGGUCUCCGUCGGCGAAGGAUCCUUCAGCGUUGAUGACGAUCGCACAAAGAUCACCCCCGUUCUCCUGCGAGCAGUGAGGCGCAAGUUGUUCCUGCUGCUCGAAAGACAGGACUUGGUGGGAUACCGGGUUUUGCUGAACCAGCAGCCGGUGCUUCUGCGAGGCUUGUCGCAGGAUUACGUCGCGGUGCUCCCGAGUUUUCAGACCGACCGGGAGCUGGAGCUGAAUGACACGCUUUUGGCUGUGGCAGAGUUCUUGCAUAAGAAUGGCUUCAAGGGUGUCAGCGACAGAGACCGUGCUGGCUGGUCGCCUAUGCAUUAUGCCGCUCUACGCGGUGAUCCUCGAUUAGUUAGGGGCUUGCUCGACAGCCGUGCGGAUCCAAACCGGGUUACGAAGAAGGCUUCGCAUCGUCUGGUACUGCCGAUAUGGACCCCACCCCUUGCCAUUUGCUGCGCAUACAAGCACCACGAAGCGGCUCGUUUGUUACUCUUGGCGAGAGCAUGUGCCACAGCCCCGUCGCUUGCUUCGCCCAUGUACUGUGCGGCUGCCGCCGACGACCCGGAGGGAGUCCGAGCUCUUCUGGAUGCCAGGUGCAACAUCUAUCAGCAGAACCUUGCUGCUGUUACUGCGGUGGAACCAGCUGCCAGUUACGGCUCCGUGGCUGCAUUGCAGGAGCUGGAAGCGCAGUCAACGAGCGAAUUGGCCACGAAGCACAGCCUGCACAUGGCAAUGCUCCACGACGGCUCUGCAGAAAUAGCAAAGAAGCUGCUCGAUCUCAGAGCAAACUUGAACGACCAGAACUUCGAUUGGUGCAAGCGCACAGCCUUCGUUCGACUACUCUGUGCCAUGUCGCAGCUGCAGCAUCGAAUGGGCAAAGUGUCUCAGUUUUCCAGACAAGUUUACCAUGCCGAACGUGCCACGCCCCUCAUGUUCGCGCUGCUCGGCUCGCAUUACGAAGGUGCUGAAGUUCUCAUUGCCGCGGGAGCUCGACUUGACCUCCGCAAUUCGCGGGGUUGGACAGCAGCAGACACAGCGGGUGCCAGACUUCUUAAGUCGGGCGUUAAAAGGCCCAGGCCCAGAAUUAGUGGUGCACUGCGGAACGUCUCAGCCAGAGCCGGAGCAUCUCGACGACGGCGAGGGCUGUGA
Molecule: messenger RNA, 1839 nt
Organism: Symbiodinium necroappetens
Lineage: Eukaryota; Dinophyceae; Suessiales; Symbiodiniaceae
Source: the annotation of a GenBank genome assembly